AUGGCCGACCUCCAGCAGAAUGUACCUCACUGGAGUUUGGAUUCUGAAGUACCUCUUCUUGAAAAUGAAAGCCUCUCACCUGGAAGAAAUAGUGCAUCAGGUGGCAAAAUUAACAAGAACUGUUCAGAAGUUCCACUGAAUAAACUGAUGCUAGAACUUAAUUUAUACAGUUAGUAAAAUGAUAAUCAUAUUUCUUUAUAUCCUCAGAAUAGUAAACAAGGAAUAUUUCAGUUAUGGAGUUAUCCUCUUAGUGAAGGAAGUACCAUGGAGAGCAGGGAUUUGAAAAUAUCUUCAGUUGAAAUUGGCCUUCCUGGAACCAGUAAUCCCAUUAGGCUCUUCACUCUGAAUCAUUCUCUAACAAAUGCUGCAGCUGAAAAGCAAGUUGGUUCUUACCCUGAAUUACGACAACUAAUGCCACUAGAUCUCUGCUGGUCCUAUGCAGAUGGAGACUUUUUUAAGGACAGAAAUGAGUCUCGAGCUAAUUUAUGGCCAGCUGUAGAAAGCAGCAGUAGUGAAACUGUAACAGCUCUAAAUUGGAAUUUUAAAUAUGAAAACAACAAUGUAGAAGAAAUUUUAACAGAUGAAAGUGAUUCAUCAGAAAAUGAAAAAGCAAAUGAUACUUUACUUACCUAUUUUAAAAAGAUGGAUUUGAACUUAAAGCCAGAAACAAUAGAAAAUCUCAAAGAAUCUUUCACAGAGGAACCAAAUGAAGUUUUUCCAUAUCCUGAUUUUCUUCCUCCACCCUUCAAUACUCUGGACUUACACAAGUUAGCUCUCUCAAAAUCUGAAAAUUGGAAAGCAGCUUUGGAACCACCAGAAAGUUCUAUUGAACCCUUAAUAACUCGUUUACUUGAAAUGGAACGACUACAACAUAUGACAAUACAAAAAGAGAGAGCAAGACUACAAACUAACUUACAUACUUCAGCAGUUACUGAUAGACCUUCUUCUUCAAAAGCUAUAUCCAAAGUCAGACAGCCAAAACUUUCUGAUUCUUUGAGUCUUCCAACAGCUUGUCUAGAAAAGAGCAAAGAAAAAAGGAAAAAUAAUUCUGGUUCUUGCAAACUUGAACAAAAUGUUUCAAAAUGGAAUUGGAAUAGUGCUGGAAAAUACAGAUGGAAUUCCAAAUCAACAUCUCUAAAAUCUUCAUUCGCAACAAAACAAUUGAUUUCAAUUUAUGAUGAUGUUAAGAGUCCUAGAAACUCCAUUUCAAACCCAUGCCAAGAACUCUCAGCCAAGCCCAGUACUGACCAAACAUCCCAAUCACUGGUUAAAAUACUCUCAACAAGAUGUUUGCCUCCAAAGUCUCCAGUACCAAUUUCACCCAUACCUCUGUCUUUUUCUGAACACCAGAGAAAAGAAACUAGGCUACCAAGGACCAAAAAGAAACUUUACCAUAAAAGUAUAGUAUUGGAUAGACCAUUCUAUAUUGAGAAGCUAAAUUGUUUAUCACCUUCAUUUAUAGCUAAGGGUAAGUGCUCACCCACCGAUCAAAAAUAA
This is a messenger RNA of Elephantulus edwardii (Cape elephant shrew), 1497 nucleotides long. It is a transcript of the gene FAM217A, whose product is annotated as family with sequence similarity 217, member A. NCBI's taxonomy places the organism in Eukaryota, Metazoa, Chordata, Mammalia, Macroscelidea, Macroscelididae. The record is from RefSeq and is a predicted model, not a curated record. The transcript is spliced from 6 exons.